This is a messenger RNA of Coccidioides immitis RS, 1389 nucleotides long. RefSeq lists its product as uncharacterized. NCBI's taxonomy places the organism in Eukaryota, Fungi, Ascomycota, Eurotiomycetes, Onygenales, Onygenaceae. The transcript has a single exon. Bases 133 to 612 code for a protein of 159 amino acids. The record is from RefSeq and is a predicted model, not a curated record.
AUAAAGAUAACUACAACUAUCAAAUACGCUUUCGAACUGAGGACCAAAAUCGACUCAGCAAGUGAAGAAAUCUCGUCCAUACUCUGCAACCUGAUAAGUGCCGAGCAGGUAUGUACUGAUUAUGUAACAUGUAUGUACGGAGUGCGGAGUAUAUAUAGAAGCAAAGAUGUUUCAUUUGUGCCAUUAUUGAUUCUUCUGCGCGAAAGUACUCCGUCCUCUGCAGUUAACUUAGAUCUGACUUUGGAUGAAAGAAACUUGCCACUCGGGCACUUGCAUUUCCAUGCAGAAGACGAUCAUGCAAUUUUAAGUCCGCCCCCAAGGACAAGUGCAGCAUGUAAAAUGUUCUGGUCCGGAUGUUUUGUUUCAUCUCCCCCGAGAAUGGAGGGCCAGAAAUGCGUGAUCUCAGAUAAAACCCCGGCACCAAGGAAGGGAAAAAAAUGUUGUGCCACUUGUGUGGAUUUGUAUGCGAGGACGGGAGUUAAGGCAGACGGGUUGGACCGAUCAUGUAGAAUACCUACCCCGGUAAUCACCUGCAACAGAAAAAAGGUAUCCAUUCGAGAGCUACAGGUAUCUAGGCUUUUGUUCGAGGUCCUGGAAAAUUUCCGCUGGUAGAAACGCAGCUGCUUCUCAGAGCAUCUAUCUAGGACUUUUUCUCCCCAGAGUGGUGUAUCACAUCACGAGUAUCCGUCUGAAAGCGAAGUUCUGUCACACUCAGAUUAAUGGAAUUGUGCAACUGGAUCGAUGUUCCGCAGCCUAGGAGAUUUUGCAGCAAGGCCUCCCUGUCCAAUGGACAUAUGUAUGGAAAGACAUACGGAGUACAUCCAUACAUAAGACGCGAGCUGGAUAAAAGCCAGGGGUAUCCUAUCAGCUCCCAACAUGUUAGCAGAAUGGUUACUCUCGGGGCCUCUAACUAUUCUUGAGAACGAGCAAAGGUUAUAUGACGAGAUGCAAUGCAAAUUCCUUUUCCUUUUUUUUUUAAUUUUUUUUUAUUUUCUUUUGUGUGUGGGUGUUUAUUUUGUCCUGGAGGAGUGAUAUUAAUGAUACCCAGAUCAGUACUCCGUAAAAUGUCACUUUGCUCUGUAAUAUUCACAGGAUUUGGUUUUGUCGAAGUAAUGUUCGAGAAUAAUACCAAGUGCUUACAGAGCUUCAAUACUACUCCGUACAUGUGGCAGAAGACAAGCUUGGAUGGAAAAAAAAAAGGGUCGUAUUCAUGAAGCUCCACAGAGAUCCACAGAGAAGUCCAGUCUCAUUCCAGGCCGUUCGAAGAACCCACAGUGUUGUAUGAAACCGAAAAAAAGAGAGAGAGAGAGAGAGAGAGAGUAGGGAAGGAAAGAGAGAGCGAUCAGAAAUCGAUAGGUGUUUCUUCCGCUUCUGCCUGUGAUGUGCAAG